Molecule: messenger RNA, 1384 nt
Organism: Boeremia exigua
Lineage: Eukaryota; Fungi; Ascomycota; Dothideomycetes; Pleosporales; Didymellaceae
Product: chaperonin 10-like protein
Exons: 4
Coding region: 184-1209 (341 amino acids)
Molecular function (GO): oxidoreductase activity, acting on NAD(P)H
Source: RefSeq, a predicted model, not a curated record
UGCUUACCAAUGAGCUGGCCAGGAAAGCUAUCGUGUUAGUGGUGAUGUGGGGUUGCUCCAGAGAUCGCCGUCAUGUCUUGUCAAGCUUUCCAAGCCAAGACCGCCUUUUCUUCCCACAAUUCAGAGCAUUGAGCACCGCUUCAAGCCUCACAUACACAAUUCAUAUUUUAUCAAUCACACGAUAUGUCUAACAAAGCUGCGUACAUCACAGAGGCAAAGGCCAACCCUCUGCAGGUCAAGGACGCUCCGUUCCCCUCUGCUGGCAAGGGAGAGGUUGUUGUAAAGAACUCUGCUGCAGCUGUCAACCCUGUGGACUGGAAGAUCCAGGACUACGGAAUCUUUCUCCAGAAGUACCCAAAUGUCCUGGGCACUGAUGUGGCCGGCGAAGUCCACGAAGUCGGCGAGGGCGUUGCACACGUCAAGAAAGGCGACCGCGUCCUAGGCCACGCCUUUUCUCUGGUGUCGAACGACCCCGCGCAAGGCGGCUUCCAGCUCUACACCGCGCUCAACGCCACCGUCGUCUCUAAGAUCCCAGACUCACUCUCCUACACCUCCGCUGCUGUGCUGCCUCUGGCCAUUUCUACAGCUGCAGCCUGUCUCUUCAAGAAAGAGACCCUCGCCCUACCGCAGCCAACUAGCUCAGACCCCAACCCGCCAUCUAGCGGCAAGUCUGUGCUCGUUUGGGGCGGUUCGAGCAGCGUCGGCGCAACCGCAAUCCAGCUCGCGGCUGGUGCAGGACACAAGGUCGUCAGUGUGGCAUCAAAGCGCAAUAUCGAGGGCGUCAAGGCGCUGGGCGCCGCGGCGGUAUUCGACUACAACUCUGCCUCCGUCGCGGACGACAUCAUCGCUGCGCUCGAAGGAACUGAAUUCGCAGGCGUAUGCGAUGCAAUCGGCACCCCGGACGCGGCAAAGGCGUGGUCACCCGUGUACAAUAAGCUCGGCGGCAAGUACGGGUCUGUCAUGCCUGGUGCUCAGGGAUUGCCAGAGGGAAUCGAGGGCGCGAGUGUGUUCGCCCCGAGCGUUGCGCUCGACGACAAAUACAUUGGCGAUGUUGUGUGGGCGAAGUGGGUGCCCGAGGCGCUACAGAAGGGCACCUUGAAGGCGCUGCCUGAGGCGAUCGUGGUUAAGGGCGGAUUGGAGUCCGUGCAGGAGGGCUUGAAUAAGCAGAAGGCUGGUGUUAGCUUUGGCAAGAUCGUUGUGGAAAUCUAGAAAUUAGGCUGGUGUCGUAAAAUGAAAGUACAGCGUUUGAUAAUCAUCAUGUUCGACAUUGCGCAGACUGGACGAUAACGGCAGCCCCACAACGCGUCGCGUCGAGUCCGCGCUCUCGGCAAAACAAUUCGCCGGCCCCAUAAUAAAAAGUUAUCCGUUCUGCUGCCUGAACUUC